Manduca sexta (tobacco hornworm) is the source of this 2643-nucleotide messenger RNA. Its product is annotated as glucose dehydrogenase [FAD, quinone]. NCBI's taxonomy places the organism in Eukaryota, Metazoa, Arthropoda, Insecta, Lepidoptera, Sphingidae. Gene Ontology annotation, molecular function: oxidoreductase activity, acting on CH-OH group of donors; flavin adenine dinucleotide binding. The transcript is spliced from 2 exons. The coding region runs from base 169 to 2040 and encodes 623 amino acids. The record is from RefSeq and is a predicted model, not a curated record.
UAAAUAAAACAAGAGGGAUCGGCACCACUGCCUACAGUGGCGUGCAAGGAGUCCGUGAUCCUGAGCCGCGCGACGCCGACAUUGCGCGGAGACGACCGCUUGUGUAUCAGUGCCCUAUCUUAAAACGGAACGUGUGUUGUAUUUGAAUUGUUAAUUCGAAAUUUAAACAUGAAUCAGCCCCGCGCGCCGGCAUCGGCGGCGGCUCUGUGGGUGCUGUGUACCCUACUGCUCCCGACCGACACACAGUUCACAAACCCGCUUAUGUCCUUGGCAAACUUCCUCAACGAAGGCGCCCAUCAACUGGACAACGAACCUCCUGACCAAACCAAACUACUUUCGGAAUAUGACUUUAUAAUUAUCGGUGCUGGUACCGCUGGCUGCGUUCUCGCCAACAGACUAUCCGAAAUCUCCGAAUGGAAGGUACUGUUAAUAGAAGCUGGGAUCACCGAAAACUACGUCAUGGACAUUCCCAUCAUCGCGAACUAUCUUCAAUUCACGGCAGCAAACUGGGCCUACAAGACAAAACCCUCUAAUAAGUAUUGUGCGGGAUUUGAAAAUAAACAGUGCAACUGGCCACGAGGGAAAGUAGUAGGAGGUUCUAGCGUUUUAAACUAUAUGAUCUAUACCAGAGGAGCGUCAAUGGACUACGAUAAUUGGAAAUCGAUGGGAAAUGAUGGUUGGGGCUGGGACGACGUCCUGCCGUAUUUUAAAAAAGUUGAAAACUUUAAUAUCCCUAUGUUUGAUAAUCCAAAAUAUCACGGUCAUAAAGGUUUUCUUAAUGUAGAACAUGCUCCUUUUCGAACAUCAAAAGGCAAAGCAUGGGUCAAAGGAGCACAAGAACUCGGCUUUAAAUACGGCGAUCACAACGGAGCAGAACCAGCAGGAGUAUCAUUCUUACAGUUAUCUAUGAAAAAUGGCACAAGACACAGCUCAAGUAGAGCUUAUUUACAUCCUAUCAAUAGAAGAAAUAACCUGCACGUAUCCAAAGGAUCGAUGGUGACAAAACUUCUUUUCGAUGCCACCAAUACUAAAGUAAUAGGAGUAGAAUUAGAAAAAUUAAAUAGGAAGUUUAAAAUACUAGCAAAAAAUGAAGUCAUUGUGUCAGCAGGUGCAAUUAAUUCACCACAACUCUUAAUGUUAUCCGGUAUAGGACCAAAGGAACAUUUAGAAUCAAUGAAAAUCAAAGUUGUUAAAGAUCUACCGGUCGGAUAUAAUUUGAUGGAUCACAUCGCCGCUGGCGGAUUGCAAUUCAUGGUACGAUCGCAAAACAUAACUCUAACAACUGAAUAUAUACUGAGCCAUUUAGAUUUAGUAUUCAAAUGGAUGCAAAACCAUAAAGGACCUCUUUCAGUCCCUGGCGGCUGCGAGGCGUUAGUUUUUCUAGAUCUAAAAGACAAAUUCAACUCUAGUGCGUGGCCUGAUAUGGAAUUGCUUUUUAUUGGAGGUGGUUUAAAUUCGGAUCCGUUGCUUCCUCGCAAUUUCGGGUUUGACGAACAAAUAUACGCUGAUACAUAUGGACCGCUAGGAAAAUCUGACACAUUCAUGGUAUUCCCCAUGUUGAUGCGUCCAAAAUCAAAAGGAAGAGUGAUGUUGCAAAGUAGAAAUCCUAAAGCGCAUCCAUCGUUGAUACCCAAUUAUUUCGAAUAUGAAGAAGAUUUACUGAAAAUUGUAGAAGGAAUCAAAGUGGCUAUAGAAAUAGCCAGGCAGCCUGCUAUGAAGAAAAUGGGUGCAAAAUUGUACGAUGUGCCUAUUGAGGAUUGUUUAAAAUACGGUCCUUUUGGCAGCGACGCUUACUUCGCAUGUCAAGCGCAGAUGUUCACGUUUACCAUUUAUCAUCAAAGUGGUACAUGCAAGAUGGGCGUAAAAGGCGAUCCUUCCGCUGUAGUGGAUCCAAGGUUACGGGUGCAUGGUAUAGCAAAACUGCGAGUCAUUGACGCAAGCAUCAUGCCUGAAAUCGUCUCCGGUCAUACAAACGCGCCUGUUUACAUGAUAGCGGAGAAAGGUGCAGACAUGAUCAAACAAGAUUGGGGAAAAUUAUGAUGGCGCUAGUAUUAUGUGGCUUUCAAAUUAUUACGCCAAAGUUUAUUAUUAAUAAUAUGUCAUAUCGAUACAUUUUAACCGUUUCCACGCGGGAAGCGCGAUACUUCCCACCUAUCACAUUGUAUAAUGAGCUUAGUAUAUUAACACAUAAGGAAACAAAUAGUUUAUGCCUCUUAAAAGACUAUUCUUAUUCGUAUAAGGCAAGGAGUCCCGCAAGGUUAUAAUAACAAUUUAAUUUAGUAAAACCUUUGCAGGUGCAAUAUAUUUAAUUUAAUUGUGUAAUGUAAAAAAGCACAUCUGUGAUUGUAACAAUAUUUAAAAUUUAGAAUAUUAUUACGUAGAUUCGUAACUAAAUUUAUAAUGUGAUGAGCAGAAUAAAAGUAAAUUUAUGUUAUAAAUAUUACAUUGUUUAUGACAUAAAAUUGCUAUGAUAGUACGUUUAUAUUAUAAACAUUAUUCUGUAUAAUAUAUUUAUCAGGGUUAUAGACAACUGGGGUUGUAUUUUUGUCUAUUGUUAUAAAAAAAAAUUUGUAAAAUAGUAUUAGCCCAUAAUAUUUAUUUGUUAAGGAUUUAAUUAAUAGACAAAUGAUUUAAAGAAAAAAA